Anolis sagrei ordinatus is the source of this 3372-nucleotide messenger RNA. It is a transcript of the gene PIGR, whose product is annotated as polymeric immunoglobulin receptor. Gene Ontology annotation, cellular component: plasma membrane. NCBI's taxonomy places the organism in Eukaryota, Metazoa, Chordata, Lepidosauria, Squamata, Anolidae. Gene Ontology annotation, molecular function: transmembrane signaling receptor activity. The record is from RefSeq and is a predicted model, not a curated record.
GUGGAUGGAUGUACGGGGUUGGAACUAAGAGGAGGUCUUACAACACUUUCAUUUCUUGUGAAGUCCAGUGUUGUGCCAGCUGUACUUAGGAAGUCCAGGAACAAACAGCAACAAAAGAGAAGUGCCUCAGGGGUCAGCGUUUUUCGCCCCUUUAGUCAUACCAGGAGGAUUAAAGUGACAAGAAAAGGAGAAUUUGUACCUCUGACUUACUCUGCACAAUUAACCAGGAGUGUGAUGAGGAGUAAAGGUUAGAUAUACGCAAAUUUAGAACAGAAACCUUGUCAAGAUUUUAAGGAGUGGUUUCUGGCAGCCGAUGAGGUGCUUAGAAUACUGUCCCCUUAUUUCCUCAGAAUUAUAUACUAAUUUGUUUCAGUAUAUGCAAGGAACCUGGAUCACAAAUAUAGGACCAUUUCUUGAAAAUGGCUUUCCUGAGUCUCAUCUUUUUGUUAACCAUUGUCCAAGCUGAUUCUGCAAUUUCAAAUUCAAGUCCCAUUUUUGGACCAAAGGAGGUGACUGGGUUGGUUGGAGGCUCUGUUACCGUAAAAUGUUUCUACCCUCGUACGAGUGUGAAUAAACAUUCCAGGAAAUACUGGUGCAAGGAGUCAACACAACAUUGCUCUACUAUCAUUUCCUCUAAUGGAUAUGUCUCUAGAGGAUUUGAAGGUAGAACUUCAAUAAUAGAUUAUCCAGAGAAUGGACUAUUCAUCAUAGAAAUAUCUAAUCUGGUAAGAAGAGACAUGGGACCCUACAAAUGUGGCAUUGGUUUAAAUGACAAAGGACUUUCCUUCAGAGUCAAGCUAGAUGUUUCUGCAGGUUCCAUAAUACCUGAAGAAGCUCAGCUAUUUUAUGUUGAACAGCAUGGAUCUGUGACUAUAACCUGUGCCUUUGGUGAUGCAAGUGAUAGGAGAUACCUGUGCAAGUUGACAAAGUACACUUGUGCCACUAUCGUUGACACAAAUGGAAAUAUUGACCCAUUCUAUAAAGGAAGAAUUCUGUUAAGCAACCUGCAAACUCCUGGCUCAUUCAACAUCAUUAUCACCCAACUACAGAAGCAAGAUUCAGGAUUAUACCUCUGUGGGACUGGGAACUAUGGCGCAGAAGGAGAAACCAAGAAAUUGGAUAUACAUGUGUAUGAAGAUGUUUUGAUUUCCAAACAACAACCAAUACUAAAUGGAGUCCAAGGUGGUUCAGUAUCUGUUGAAUGUCAUUAUGAACCAAAAGAGAGCAAAACAACCAAAUAUUGGUGCAAAUGGAAUGAAAAUGAGUGUACCUUCUUAAUAAACAACUUGGGAGAUGUGCGGGAUGACUAUGAGGGAAGGAUAGUGAUGCACGAUAGUCCAGAGAAUGGCACCUAUACUGUCAUAUUGAACCAACUUCAUAAUGGAGAUGAAGGAUUCUAUUGGUGUAUGACAAGUGGAGAGCAGGAAAGGAAAUCAUCCACAGAGCUGAAGAUCAUGGAAGAAACAGGACAACCCAGUUUAGCAGUAGAUAAUGAAAUACAUGCUGUUGCUGGCGCUCCACUGACUAUAACAUGCACUUACCCAUGCAAAUAUGCUGAUUAUGAGAAAUACUGGUGCAAGUGGAAGAACACUGGAUGUGAACCUCUUAUGUCAUCUGAAGAAACCCAGGCUGGCUUAGUUGUUAGCUGUGAUAAAGGCAAUAGAAUUUUGUCCCUGCAUUUUGACCAAACAUCCCUAUCAGAUCAAGGAUGGUAUUGGUGUGGAGUCCGAAAGGGUGGCCAUUAUGGAGAAACAUAUGCAACGUAUCUGCAAGUGCAAGGAGUACUUCGAAAUGCUGAAGAACCUUUGAGGCCCAAUGAGGAACCUAGUGAUGUGGUUUCUCAAAAUAGGAUUGUUCCUUUAAACAAUGCCAACAAGGAAGCCAGCAAUGAUAUUCCAGCUGAAAGCCAUAAAGAAAGUAAACAUUCCACAGUUCUUCUUUCCAUUUUGCUCCCACUUGGAAUCAUAUUUGUACUUCUUGCCACUGCCUUUUUUGUUGUGAAAUUUAGGCUUUUCAAGCAUUCAGAUUUGGUCUCUGUUGGAAGCUACAGGACAAAUAUCAGCAUGACAGAUUUUGAGAAUGCAAGGCAAUACGGGGCAAAGGACAACGUGUGCGUGGCAGAAGCUCAUGAGACCCAAAUAGGGGGCAAGGAUGAUUAUAUCGUUACUACCAAUAGUCCUAAAGAGGCUGGUAAAUCAAAGGCAAAAAGGAACUCCAAAGAGGAUGUCGAGAUGGCUUAUACCACAUUCCUGCUUAAUUCUGAGAACAUCCAGCCUAGAGGCUCUCAACAACAAUAGAUCUCAGAAGCUCAGCAACUUCAUGAUGCACACUAUCAAAGACUGGCAAAAGCAAUGAUGUAACAGUAAUCAUACAGACAGGCUGUGAUUAGAAUCAAUUAUAUCAAUUGAGAUUGCCUUGAGAUUUAAAUUAGAUUUUAUUAUUUUCCUAAAUAAUUUCACUGAUGAUGCAGUAGGGUGCAUAAAGAUAAAAAUAUAUUUCAUUUAGAAAAACCAGCUUCAUUCUGAAGAAAUAUUAUUUUUAAAAAACAUUUUUUUAAAAAAACAUUAGAUAUGAAACAAAUGAACUUGUUAAAUGUUGUAACUAGCAAACCGAUGAAAUGUUGUAACAUUUUAUACUUAUUCAAUUAAAUAUAUAUGAAUGUGUUUUUAAAGGAACUUUGUACUCAUUUUGCCAGUCUGUUUACAUACACAAAAAUAAUGUAGGGGGUUUAAUUAGAAUAUAAUCUGAGAAAAAAUAAUCAUUUAGAAGAUUUUUUUAAAAAAAGAAUCAAAAUAAUUGAGCACACUUAAAAGUUUACUAAUCAUCUUAAUCAUUAUUUGAUGUAUUGGCCUUUCUACAACACAGCAUAUCUGGAAUUAGGUUAUUUUAAACUCACCACACUUUUUAGUUUCUUAGUUUGAGAAUUAGUGACUGACUCAGAAUACUGCAAGACUCAAAAGCAUGUUCAGUAUUUUGUGUCCCAUGCUAGCUAGGGAAUUCUGGAAGUUGGAUUUAGUAGUUGAUGGGAAAUGGACAAAGAGAAGCAUAAAUCUCAAAAUAAUAAUGCAAUAGACUUGGACAUAGUGGCACAGUGGUUUGAGUUUUCUACUAGGAUUCCAAGAGACCAGGGUUUGAAUUUUUGCUCUUGGGCAACAACCUCUCUGCCCUAAAAAUGAUUAUGGCAAACUCCCUCUAUAAAAUUAUUUCCAUGAAAAUACCAUGAUAGGUUUGCCUUAUGGAAAUGACUUCAUCUGGGAAAUGGCUUGGAAGCAAGAAACAACAUUGCUUGGAGUCAGUGACUUUAUAAUUUAGAUUAUUGUAUGUGUAAUCUACAAAGUUUUUGAUUAUUACAUGUUUCACCAAAUAAAUGUC